Molecule: messenger RNA, 2490 nt
Organism: Hirundo rustica (Barn swallow)
Lineage: Eukaryota; Metazoa; Chordata; Aves; Passeriformes; Hirundinidae
Product: zinc finger protein 239-like
Exons: 2
Coding region: 110-1018 (302 amino acids)
Biological process (GO): regulation of transcription by RNA polymerase II
Cellular component (GO): nucleus
Molecular function (GO): RNA polymerase II cis-regulatory region sequence-specific DNA binding; DNA-binding transcription activator activity, RNA polymerase II-specific
Source: RefSeq, a predicted model, not a curated record
GCGUCUGUGCGGGCCCGGGAGCGGCGGCAGCGGCCGGAGCCCGGUGAGGCGGCGGCGGAGCUCGGAGGCGGCCCCAGCGCAGGAUUUUUCAUUCCCAAGGAGUGGCCGGAUGGAGGAGGAGGAAAAGCCCCGGAGAUGCCUCACGAGGAGGGGCUGCAAAGCCAGCGCAGGGAGCUGCGAGGAGGAAAGACCCCCCCUGUGCCAGGAGGGCGGCCAGAGAUGCAGCCAGAGCUCCGAGCUGGUGGAGAAGCCUCAUGGAGGGGAGAAGCCCCACAAGUGCUUGGAAUGUGGGAAGGGUUUCAACUGGAGAUCCCAUCUGAUCCGGCACCAGAUGAUCCACACUGGGGAACGGCCCCAUGAGUGUGGGGAAUGUGGGAUGAGAUUCAGCCACAGUUUCAGACUGAUCCAGCACAAGAGGAUCCACACUGGGGAAAAGCCCUACGAGUGUGGGGAGUGUGGGAAAAGCUUCAGAGCAAGCUCAGCCCUGACCCGGCACCAGGUGAUCCACACUGGGGAAGGGCUCUGCACCUGCUUGGAAUGUGGGAAGAGCUUUGGAUCAAGCUCCAACCUGAGGAAACACCAGCGCAUCCACACCGGGGAGAGGCCCUACGAGUGUCCUGAGUGUGGGAAGAGGUUUCAAACCAGCUCUGAUCUCCUCAUACAUCAGCGGAGUCACACGGAGGAGAGGCCCUUCCGCUGCCCCGACUGUGGGAAGGGCUUCAAGCAUAACUCACACCUCACUGUCCACCAGCGCAUCCACACCGGGGAGAGGCCCUAUGAGUGCCCUGAGUGUGGGAAGAGGUUUCACACCAGCUCCACUCUCCUCCUACAUCAGCAGAUUCACACAGAGGAGAGGCCCUUCCGCUGCUUCGACUGCGGGAAGGGCUUCAAGCGCAACUCAAUCCUCACUGUCCACAAGCGCAUCCACACCGGGGAGAGGCCCUACGAGUGUCCUGAGUGUGGGAAGAGCUUCUCACAGAGCUCUCACUUGACCCAACACCAACAGAGGCACCACUAAGGGAAGCCCUGCGAGUGCCCUGAGAGUGGGAAGAGCUUCGUGCGCUGCUCCAGCUCCAUCCCCCGUGGGAGGAUCGGCUUUGGAUGAUCCCCAGUGACCCCCGUUGGGAAGAGCCUUGGUGAUCCGUGGUCCUGGUCAUCCGUGUUGGGAAGACACCUGGCUGGGAUGCUCCACAUCUUCCUGGCUCCCCGUGGGCACCUGGAUCAAUGCAGGGGUAGGAACAUCCAUUGGGACACAGACCGACAUUGGGAAUUCCUUGGGCAGAAUGGAUUUGUUGACUUUCAACCCCAGAAAAUCUUUUGUGUUCAGUCCUAUCAUCUGGUGGCAUCAAGGAGUGCUGGAUGGUCUUGGAGAUCUUUACAAACCUCAGGGAUUCCACAAUUUUUAUUUCCUGUUGCCAAAGGUAGUCUUCCACAACCAAAUUGUGAUGGUCUGGGGCCAAGACCAAGAUAUUGGAGACUGUAGAGUGGAACCCCCUCCAAAAAAGAUUCUUCCCUCCCAUCCAAGCACGUGGAUCCUCAGCUGGCACAGAAAAAAAAAAAUUGUUUUCUUUUGGUCUCAAUUUCCUUUUGAUUUCUCUUCAUCCCUUUAAAAUAUCCAAUGCUGGGGUAAAAAUGAAGACAUUGAACUGGGACAUGGGUGAGGACAUGGGGGACAUAGACAUGGUGGGACAUAGACAUGGAGAGUGACAUGGGGACACAUGGACAUGGACAGGGAUGUGGCCAUUCAUGGGGACAUGAGGGGAAAUGGGCACAGAUGGAGAUGUGGGGGACAAUGACAGGGAUGGAUUUGUGGUGGGGAGACAGCCAUGGGUGAGGACAUGGUGGGACAUGGCCAGUGACAUGUGGGGACAUGGCCAUGGCCGGUGCCAUGGGGGGAACUUGCAGGGGCUGUGGGGGAUGCUGGGUUUGAGGGAGUUGAGGGUUCCUGGGAGGGACUUGGGGCUUGCUGAGGGCUUUGGGGACCCCAGAGCUGGAAGACCCUGGCAGAGGUUGUGGGGCAGCUGCUCAAGGACCCCCUGAGCUGGACCCCCAGCCGGGCAUUGGGCUCCUGGAAGGGAAUGAAGGUCCUUGUCCCCAGGAGGGAAAUCCCAGCAUCCCCAGGGUAUUGGGGGCAGCUGAGAGGCCACAGCAAGGAGAGGAAAGCCAAACAGAGCUGUCCCCCUCUAGAACUGCACCCUAAUGCUGCCUCCGCUGAGGCGUAGCGACCUGAUUCGGGAAUGACACGGCAGCCACAGCCAGGCUGCUCGGGCCAUCAGCUCACAGACACCAAUGUGGUCGACGGAAAUGGCGUUUAUUAACUGAUUACAUGGAGUUAUAAAACCUCUGUUUGCUACAUCACAUCCAUCUGCUUACGUUACAAGUUACCUGUUGCUUACCUUAUCAAGGACGCUAAACAACUAAGUGUUGAGGGAGGGGUUCUGUCUGCCCGUACAAUGCGAUAUCUUCCGACCGCCUGUCCCUAAUCUCCCA